Aphanomyces invadans is the source of this 543-nucleotide messenger RNA. RefSeq lists its product as hypothetical. Lineage: Eukaryota; Oomycota; Saprolegniomycetes; Saprolegniales; Verrucalvaceae. The transcript has a single exon. The record is from RefSeq and is a predicted model, not a curated record. Bases 42 to 533 code for a protein of 163 amino acids.
UGCAAGGAGACAUCUUUUACUAAAUCCAAAUAGCCAAUCAAAUGUGUUUCUCCUCGACUUCGACGUCUCGGAUUGGUCCGUUCAACUUGAAGGCGACUGGGCGCGUGUUCGACAGAAGUCCCAAGCCAUGGAGAGCUGGCCCGAGGGAAUUAGGAGGUGCUUCAAGGCGACGAACCCCAUGGAGAUUUUGCGAUGCCCUCCUUUGCCGCGAAGGCAUUUGGAGACUGCAGCUUUGUACGCACGAAAUCUUUACCGUUCGCGACAUCACCGGUCAUGGCAUUUUCACGUGUCGGCUUCCUCGAAAGAGAUGGCUGUCGAAGAACGAGGUGCAUCGUGCCUUCUCGCUCAGUUUGACCCGCGAGAUGUGGAUGCAUGAAGUAGUGCUGAGCCAUGCCGAAGUACGUGGUGCGGAAGUCGGACGGCGGGGACCGCUCCUUGUUAAAGAUCCAGUGGUUAGUGCGGAGUGCGACACUCUCGUCCAAGCACAAGCACACCUUCUGCCCACGAGCUGGAACGGAUUUAACGCACGUUAAACGACCUCCA